Molecule: messenger RNA, 2326 nt
Organism: Annulohypoxylon truncatum
Lineage: Eukaryota; Fungi; Ascomycota; Sordariomycetes; Xylariales; Hypoxylaceae
Exons: 2
Coding region: 524-1726 (400 amino acids)
Biological process (GO): regulation of DNA-templated transcription
Molecular function (GO): zinc ion binding; DNA-binding transcription factor activity, RNA polymerase II-specific
Source: RefSeq, a predicted model, not a curated record
CCGACAACUCAAUCGCAUAGACACGGAGCUGCUCCGCGAACGAGUCUAUAGGCAACUUUAUAGCCUCAACUUCGACCAAUCAUCUGCAUUGCUAUAUCGGUCCUUAUUCGCAAUGUUGACCCGAGCCCUUUCAGUCAGCAGCAUGGAUAUAUCUAUCUAAUGCUUUGCGGUGAGACGGUCAAGCGUGCAACUGUCCCACCAAUGAGGCUUGUGUCUCCUCACUCGCUUUAAUCAAUCGGUUAGAUAUUCCGACGAACCAUGGGACUAAGCGCACCACCAAGGUAUCAUCCUGGCCCUCCAAGAUCGUCAGAGGUGUUCGCAUGGAAUUAGAAUUCUUCUAGAAACCUAACGCUACUUUGGCGCCCAUGGGCCGCUUGUGGGGUUGCAUCGGAUGUGAUUAUGUCUUAUACAUGCAAAUCGCACAUAUAGACGCCCUCGCUGCGGCUUAUAAUACGUCGAGAAUGGCUAGGUAUCAUGAGUUGAAGGGCCAGGCCAGAACAACCCACUAUACGCCUAUACCGAAAUGGACGUGGACGAAGUCGCAGUCGAUGCUAGCUGGCGUGAGGACCCUUCUCCCGGGAAUGAGGCUCAAGAAAAAUACCAGUGUUCGCGCUGUCCUAGCAGCUUCAAGAGACCCGAGCAUCUAAAGAGGCAUCAACGAAGCCACGACGGCCACAAGCCGUUCAUGUGCUCUAUCUGCUUGAAGCGUUUCUUCAGGAGUGACAUCUUGACUCGACAUGAGCUGAUGCAUCUUGCUGCGCAAAGGACUAACCACACAGUCAGCCGCAAACGAGCGUGCACGGAAUGUGCGAGAGCAAGGGAGAGGUGUUCUAGGGACGAGCCUUGCCUGAGGUGCUCGACGAAAUCUCUUCAGUGUCAGUAUCCUGACGACGCAGGUCAGAAAACCAAUGCCUUUGGAAGCGAGCCCCAGGGCUCUACCAGGAACGAGCACGGACAAUUCGAAGACCAUCUUCAACUGGCACCGCAACAUCCGUCGAUACUGCCAAAGCAAGAAGGAUUCAUGUCAUCGUCAAAUCCGUUGCACAGGCUGUCCUUCCACGAGGACGACGCGCCUCUGCGUGACUUCAUACAUACGCUCAGAUCCCCCACUGCUACAACCCCGUCUUACCCCUUAGACCCUUACAGAAGCAACGCUUUCAACCCAGAUGGGCCAGGUCUUUUGCUGAACGGUAUAGGAGGAGAGCCGAGCAGCUUUGCACAGCCGAAGCCACUCACAGCAGACCAACGAGUCCCGCUCUUCGACCCGGCGACAGGCUCCCCUUACACGCUCCCACGUCUGCACAACGCGCUCGGGGACUACCACACCAACCCCUCCACCGACCCAUCCUUCGAUUUCUCCCCCGAAGCAAUGAGCUCCACCUCCUCCUCCCACCCCCACCCCCGGCCUCAGGACCCCUUCCCCUCGCUCCCCACCAACGCCAGCCAAAGCGGCAACCUCGGAUCUCCGAACGACCUCGAAACAAGCGCGCAGCAGCCGCGAGGCCUUCUGACGCUAGCCGAUUUCGGCAGCCGGCCCAUCAACUUGAAGGCGUACGAGCUGAUCGCGAGCCACUUCAAGGAGUUGAGGCUGGAGCGCGGCGGUGGCGGCGGUGGUGAUGCGGGGCAGCCGGCUGCGAGUAAUAAUAUCUCGGAGAGCCAGCGGACGGCGCAGCACGAGCUCUUUGUUAAGUUGUAUUACGAGAGGUUUGAGAGGCAGGCUUAUUAGGGGGUUGGGGGGGUUAGGGGUUAGGGCGUCGUGGUUAGGAAAAGAGGAAUAGAGGGAGUGUGUUUAUUCGCGAGUAUGGAUGGAAGAGAUGCUCCCUUGGCUGGUCCUAGGGGAAGGGGAGUCUGGCUUCGAUGUCCAAGUGCUGGGCCGACGGCCUCGUGGUUAGGGCUGGUGGUUCGCGAAUCGCUGAGUUCCUCGUCCCGUACCGGAACAAGCUUCUUCUAGUUGAGACGUGUUGGGAUCGAAGGAUUUUGGCAGCUCAUCCCACAUGGCCACGUCGGUCGCAAUUCACGGCGUACCACUUGUUUGACGCCUGCACAACGACCCGUGAGCUGUUUGCCCCAGCUCCAUCCCUUUUCUAGCUGACCUACGCCAAUGAACUUGGCUCCUUCCCUUUGCCGGGCACGGGGUUGAUAACGCUUAGGAUGCCGUGGAACAUACGAAGGGAUAUGAUGUCUCUUUAGCUCUUAGAAAGCUUGGGUUAGAUCUGAGGAUGGGCUGUUAAAGCCCAAGAAACAGUCAUCCAAUGGAUAUAUGCAUCAGCACCACACAACAAUUCUGAGCGGAUGUCUAUUUCUCGUGAGCCUGGAUCUGAUAGAC